Molecule: messenger RNA, 501 nt
Organism: Nicotiana attenuata
Lineage: Eukaryota; Viridiplantae; Streptophyta; Magnoliopsida; Solanales; Solanaceae
Exons: 1
Coding region: 1-501 (166 amino acids)
Source: RefSeq, a predicted model, not a curated record
AUGCAAAAAGGAACUGUAUCUUUCAAUGACGAGGAUGCUGAAGGAAUCGUGCAACCACGCAAUGAUGCACUGGUAAUAUCUGUACUCAUAAAUAAAUCUCGAAUUAAGCGUGUGUUAAUUAAUCCAGGUAGCUUGACCAAUAUCAUCAGAUCGAGGGUCGUGGAGCAGUUGGGUCUGCAAGACCAGAUAGUGCUUGCAGUCCGAGUCUUAAACAGGUUCAACAUGGUUUGCGAGACCACUAAAGGGGAGAUAACCUUACUGGUAAACACCGCCGGGACUGUUCACGACAUAAAAUUCUACAUGAUUGAAGAAGAUAUGAGGUACAAUGCUUUAUUUGGAAGGCCAAGGAUUCACGACAUAAGGGCAGUACCCUCGACGCUACAUCAGGCGUUGAAAUUUUCUACACCGAGCGGGAUCAAAACAUUUUACAGAGAACAACCGGCUGCAAAAGAAAUGUUCAUGGUUGAUGAGGUGGUCCCGAUAUCCGCGCUUCAACAUUAA